AUGGGUUGCUCCUGGUUCUUAUGCCACAAGAGUGGAGGAGGACGUUCAGAAGUUGAUGGAGAAAUCGCAGCGAUAGACAACGUAAAGAUUUACAAAUAUAGAGAGAUACGUCAAGCUACAGAUGAUUUCAGUGGUGAGAAUAAAAUUGGAGAAGGAGGGUUUGGUUCUGUGUACAAGGGUCGUCUUAAAGAUGGAAAGCUUGCGGCUAUCAAAGUCCUUUCGGCUGAGUCGAGACAAGGUGUUAGAGAAUUCUUGACUGAGAUCAAUGUGAUAUCAGAAAUACAGCAUGAGAAUUUGGUUAAGCUAUAUGGAUGUUGCGUGGAAGGGAAUCACAGGAUUCUUGUUUACAAUUAUCUUGAGAACAAUAGCCUUGAUAAGACGCUUCUAGCUGGGGGAUACUCUCCGAGUGGGAUGCAGUUUGAUUGGAGUACUCGGGCCAAUAUUUGCGUUGGGGUUGCUAAAGGUCUUGCCUUUCUUCAUGAAGAAGUACGUCCACACGUUAUUCAUAGAGAUAUCAAAGCAAGCAACAUUCUACUCGACAAAGAUUUAUCACCCAAGAUCUCAGAUUUUGGACUCGCGAGACUUAUGCCAGCUAACAUGACUCAUGUCAGCACUCGUGUCGCGGGUACAAUUGGUUAUUUAGCACCGGAGUAUGCAGUUAGGGGGCAAUUGACACGUAAAGCGGACAUAUACAGCUUUGGAGUCCUUCUGAUGGAGAUAGUCAGUGGAAGAAGUAACAAAAACACCCGGUUACCCACGGAAUAUCAAUAUCUUCUAGAAAGAGCUUGGGAACUUUAUGAGCGGAAUGAGCUAGUGGAUCUUGUUGAUCCAGGGUUAAAUGGAGUCUUUGACGCAGAGGAAGCUUGUCGGUACCUAAAAAUCGGUCUUUUGUGCACACAAGACAGUCCCAAGCUAAGGCCUACUAUGUCCAAAGUGGUGAGGUUGUUAACAGGGGAGAAGGAUAUAGACUACAGGAAAAUAUCCAGACCGGGUUUGAUAUCUGAUUUCAUGGACUUGAAAGUGAGAGGACCUUCCGAAACAAAGACAGAGGAAGUGAACAGACAGAACUACACAAACCCUUCUUCUUCUUCAAAUACCUCGUCUAGCGCAGGUACUCAUGAUAACUCAAAUGCUUAUUCAUCUGGGGGUUCAUCAGCUUAUGCUGGUAAUACAUUCAGCAGUACAAUAUAG
This is a messenger RNA of Arabis nemorensis, 1191 nucleotides long. NCBI's taxonomy places the organism in Eukaryota, Viridiplantae, Streptophyta, Magnoliopsida, Brassicales, Brassicaceae. The record is from the annotation of a GenBank genome assembly.